Messenger RNA from Strongylocentrotus purpuratus (purple sea urchin), 880 nucleotides. RefSeq lists its product as uncharacterized. The coding region runs from base 55 to 549 and encodes 164 amino acids. NCBI's taxonomy places the organism in Eukaryota, Metazoa, Echinodermata, Echinoidea, Camarodonta, Strongylocentrotidae. The transcript has 4 exons. The record is from RefSeq and is a predicted model, not a curated record.
GAACCUGAAAAGAAGUAAUUAGCUGUACCAAGACAUAAUCAUCAAAUCUUCAAAAUGGCAACAACGAUGAAGCUGGUAAUCUCACUGUGCGUGGUCGCCAUAUCAUGCUUUGCCGUCUCAGAUGCUUUCCUGAUGAGCGUCAACGAGCACCUGAUCAAAUCCUGCUCCGGUUUCGCCGAGAAGAAGCGCGGCGAGGGCUACCGUUGCAACUCCGAGGUCAUCGACCACGUCCACGACUACGCCGAGCAGUUCGACAUUGCCGGCUACGACGGUGACCUGGUCGAAAACUACCUCGACAUGGCCAAUGGCGGCGGUAUGUGCUACUUGGAAGGUGCUGCUCUCCGCGUCGUAAAGGGUGAAUGCGCAGCCAUGGAGCUUGCCUGCAAUGACGUUGAACCCAAGGUCAUCGAUUUCUGUUCCAAGCUCAAGAAGGCCCAAGCAGCCGCCACCACGGCUACCCCGACCACCACCGAUACCCCCACCGAGGCCCCAGAGAAGCCAGAGGUCGAGGUCCCCACCGUCGGCGGACGCGCUCACGCCUUCCAGUAAAUUAACGCUUUCGAUGACGAAGUCAUUCACGCUUUCGUCGAGUCGUACUGUAUCAUAUCACCAUGGCGACGAUAGAAAGAAAUUAAUAACGUCGUCAUGAAAGGAAGCUGUAAUUUCAAUAGUUGGUGUCCAAUUUUAUUUCAAUCAUUUUGUUCGCAACAAUUUCCUCUAGAUGAUAUGGAUCUAUAAUUUUGAAUUUUCAAAGCAGUUUCAAAUCGGAUACAACAUUUUGUUUAUUUCCCUUGAUACCGUCAUCUGCAAUAUGCAGUUGGUUGUUAAACUGAUUUUUGUUUGUAUAUUUGGUUUUGUACUUCAUUUUAGUUGGCAUUAA